Phaedon cochleariae (mustard beetle) is the source of this 1165-nucleotide messenger RNA. Lineage: Eukaryota; Metazoa; Arthropoda; Insecta; Coleoptera; Chrysomelidae. The record is from the annotation of a GenBank genome assembly.
CAGAAACUUUAAAAACUUAGUGUCAAAAUUCUUGUUCUGUCAUAAUCUCUUGAUUCCAAAUUGUCUUCAAAAUUUCAGUGUAUUGAUUCGUUUUGGUAUAAAAUUAUUCGUGUUUGAAAAUGCCUUGCAAAGAAACUUCACAGAGAAGAGAAUCGCUUUUAGCGAGUCUCAAAAAUCUUGUGAAUCAAAUAGAUGGCAAUUCAUGUUGCCCGCCAAGCGGAUGCUGUUCACCCCCUGGUUGCUGUUCUCCACCAGGGUGUUUUCCAUUCCCAAGCUGCUGUCCACCUCCAUUUUGUUCACCUCCAGGUUGUUGUUCUCCUCCAAGUUGUUGUCCACCUCCUUCUUGUCCAGGUACGUGUCCCCCCUGCUGUGUACCCCCCACCCUCCCGAUCUGCACUCCCGUGCCGCCCCCUUGCGUCCCCAUUUGCAACCCCUGCCCCGCGGAGCAGCCCUGCGUGCCGUGCAAUCCCCCCCAGAUGAUGGUGUGCUACCGAAGGCCGCAGGAGAAGGGCAACUCGGGCAGCAGGUCGAAGAGCAGGGAGCUGAGAGCCAGCGUCUUGUAUAGCGGGUGCGAUUGCGAGAAAAGGAACGGAUUGCAAGAUGACUGUCCCCGAUCAGAGUGCCACGGCUCCCCAGAAUGCGUCACAAAACCGGAUCCAACAUGCGGACCAAGCGCAUACGCAGGCGCCAAACACCUAGGCCAGCAAAUAACGAAAUCCAACGGCCUCGAACAGUACCAGUGCUACCCAGCCUACAUCAAACUGCCCCAGUGUCCGCCGUGUGGAGGAGGAUGUCCCCCACCCUGUUGUCCCCCACCCUGUUGUCCUCCAAUGUGUUGUCCCCCGCCUUGCGUGCCGUUGAUCGCCCAGCCACCUUGUCCCCCCACCAUCGUCCCUACUCCCCCGCCUUGCGUGCCGAUAGGGAGGGUAGUACCUGUUGCUCCAGCGGUGCCCUGCCCGAUCGCUUGUCCACCGCCACUGGCGUGCAGUCCCCCUACGGGAGGUGUCCAGUGCUGUCCACCGUGCUGUCCGCCAGCUUGCUGUGCUUGUCCGUGCUAGAUGUACUGUGUUUGUUAGUGGAAAACUAUCGCUAGCUCUAUCGAAACAAUCGAUAGUUUUUCGAUAGUUCGACAGUCACCGAACAACAGAAGUAUAAAAUCGCUUCU